AGAGGGGCGUCUCCCCCGAGGACAAGGCGUCUGCUGCCGCUGCUCGUCUCAGUUGUCCGUCAGCGGCGGGGAUCUUGUGUGCUAAGAGCCGCGUACACCGCUCCACUAUUGUUAUAGUGACGGCUGCUGAUCCACAGGCUGCUGGCACCAUGUCAGUGGCGGGGCUGAAGAAGCAGUUCCAUAAAGCAAGUCAGCUUUUUAGUGAGAAAAUAAGUGGAGCGGAAGGAACAAAACUUGAUCAUGAUUUUCAAGAAAUGGAAAGAAAAAUUGACAUCACCAAUAAGGUUGUAGCCGAACUGCUCUCCAAAACCACAGAAUAUUUACAGCCGAAUCCAGCUUAUCGAGCCAGGCUAGGAAUGAUAAACACCAUGUCAAAAAUCAGAGGACAAGUGAAAACUACAGGUUACCCUCAGACAGAAGGAUUACUAGGGGAUUCAAUGCUGCGCUAUGGCAGAGAACUGGGGGAGGAAUCGGAAUUUGGCAGCGCCUUGCUGGAUGUGGGAGAAAGUAUGAAACAAAUGUCAGAAGUAAAGGACUCUCUUGAUAUUAAUGUCAAGCAGAACUUUCUCGAUCCUCUGCAGUCCUUGCAAGACAAAGACUUAAAAGAGAUUUUGUAUCAUUUGAAAAAGCUGGAAGGCCGCCGCUUAGAUUAUGACUAUAAGAAGAAACGACAAGGAAAGGUUCCAGAUGAAGAAAUUCGACAAGCAGUGGAAAAAUUUGAAGAAUCUAAAGAAGUGGCGGAACGAAGCAUGUUUAAUUUUCUAGAAAAUGAUAUAGAACAAGUGAGCCAGCUGGCUGUAUUCACGGAGGCGGCAUUAGACUACCAUAGACAGUGUGCACAGAUCCUGGAAGACCUCCACAACAGGUUAUACAGCAGAAUGAAUUCUGCAUCCAGUCGCCCUAGGCGGGAGCAUCACUCAAGAUCCAUAAUGUCAGUCUUAGACUCAGAUGAGAGGCUACAGCACAAUGGAAUCUCCAGCAGUUCAUCCAUCAAGUUAUCAGGUUCCGCCAUUCAGUUGGAUCAGCCUUGCUGCAGGGCACUGUAUGACUUUGACCCUGAGAAUGAAGGUGAACUUGGCUUCAAAGAAGGAGACAUUAUCACAUUGACCAAUCAAAUAGAUGAGAACUGGUUUGAGGGAAUGGUCAACGGGGAAUCGGGAUUCUUUCCAAUCAACUAUGUUGACAUUGUUGUUCCCCUUCCACAGUGAAGAUCGCACAGACAUCUUUGACACAAUUCCACCAUCUUACAAAUAGACUCUUAAAACCUUCUGAAUGUGGCAUUCUGUGAACGCCUUGCUACUCGAGUGACUUAAAUUUAUUGUGUCAUCUCUUUUAUAUGUAUUUAUUUUGUAUCGAUUUUUAUUUUUAUGAAGACAUGGACACUGUUACAAGGACGUGCAAAAAAAAAAGAUUCUAUUUUGUCAUUGUAUGGAGAUUGUUUCAUUAUGUUGCAAAUGUGGCACCUGUUGCAUGAAUGUUGCCUAUUUUUAAGAUUUUUUUCCCCCUCUUCUUAAAGGGUAUCCAACAUUCAAAAAAAAAAACAAUUCAGAAAAAAAAUGCACUACAUUUGUCUGCAGGCUGGGUGUGGUUUUACAGCUCCGUUCCAUUGAAGUGAAUAGAGUCAAGUUGUAAUAUCACACACAACAUGACUGGUGCUGUUUUUGGGAAAAAUUAGCUGUUUGCUUUUUUUUUUUUUUUAACUACUUGAUAACCCAUUUAAAUCCUUUUAAUGCCAAGUUUCCACACAGGUUUUUUUACUGGCAUUUUUUUGAAAACUGCUACUGAGGUUUUUGAGCCAAGGUCAGAAGUGGAUCUGUGGGGAAGGAGAAGUACAAGUCCUUCCUUUAUAUUUCCCAUUCCUUUUCAAUACACUUUUGGCUUUGGCCUAAUAGUAUUUUAAAACCCACAAACAAGUCUGGAGAGGUCAGACUUAAAACUCCAGUUCUUAACUGUGAAUGUUGCACAAUUUGCAUUAUAAACCUGUGUCAAAUUUGUGGUAUGUUGUCUUAAUAUAAAUGACUAUGUCUAUAUGACCAAAUAUAAUAAAUAUAUCACAAAACAGCA
Molecule: messenger RNA, 2064 nt
Organism: Hyla sarda
Lineage: Eukaryota; Metazoa; Chordata; Amphibia; Anura; Hylidae
Gene: SH3GL3
Product: SH3 domain containing GRB2 like 3, endophilin A3
Exons: 9
Coding region: 150-1208 (352 amino acids)
Biological process (GO): synaptic vesicle uncoating; endocytosis
Cellular component (GO): presynapse; glutamatergic synapse; cytoplasm
Molecular function (GO): protein binding
Source: RefSeq, a predicted model, not a curated record